Postia placenta MAD-698-R-SB12 is the source of this 594-nucleotide messenger RNA. RefSeq lists its product as hypothetical. The record is from RefSeq and is a predicted model, not a curated record. The annotation marks the transcript as partial. Lineage: Eukaryota; Fungi; Basidiomycota; Agaricomycetes; Polyporales; Adustoporiaceae. Gene Ontology annotation, biological process: regulation of fungal-type cell wall biogenesis. The transcript has a single exon. Gene Ontology annotation, cellular component: mating projection tip.
GCUGGUUGCUCGGAGGGCUUGUUCUUUGGUCUCACGCUGCUGCCUCUCGAGGACGUGCUGGAGGAGUGGAGGUUCUGGCGGGAGGUGGACGGCGACCCGACGACUGGCGCUAAUCCGCGUUUGCGCGAGGUGAUGCAGUCGAUCCCUACCGGAUGGGUGCGGCGGGAGUACUCGUGUCGCGGAUGGAUACCAUUAGUCGCCGACAAGGCGGGCAACUAUCUGGGGGUCGACAUGAAUCCUGCGGAUGGCGGCUCGGUAGGUCAGGUCAUCGUGUUCGGCCGGGAUUUUGACACAAAGGUCGUCAUGUGGCGGGGCGACGGGCCCGCCGGCUGGGGCAAGUGGUUUUCGAGUUUCGUGGACGACCUCGAGAAUGGUGAGGGAUAUGAACUUGGGGCAACGAACGAUGGGAGUGACGACAGUGAGGACUCCGUGGGUUACCAAGAUUAUUUCUUCGACGGCGUCGGGAGCGGUCAAGGUGACAGCGGCGGUGAUUCCGGAACGGGCGGUCUCCGAAUGUCUGGCGAGUACAAGGGGUGGAACGUGUUGGAGGCGUGGGCGGAUCGCAGCGUUCGGAGAUGGCAGGAAGCCGGCCUG